Messenger RNA from Camelina sativa (false flax), 546 nucleotides. The record is from RefSeq and is a predicted model, not a curated record. Lineage: Eukaryota; Viridiplantae; Streptophyta; Magnoliopsida; Brassicales; Brassicaceae.
UUUUGUCAACAAAACAAUGAAAGUAGCACCAUAUUUAGCAGCCAUUGAUGUUCUUGUCCAAAACUCCCAAGCCAGAGGAGAAUGCUUCGGGAGAAUAACAAUCGAAGCCAUGGCUUUUAAGCUUCCUGUACUCGGUACUGCAGCAGGAGGGACAAUGGAGAUUGUAGUGAACAGAACAACCGGUCUAUUACACCACGCUGGUAAAGAUGGCGUUUUACCUCUUGCCUCAAACAUUGUGAAGCUGGCGACGAACAUGGAGAUGAGGAGGACAAUGGGGAAGAAAGGGUAUGAGAGGGUAAAAGAGAUGUUCUUGGAACAUCAUAUGUCUCAUCGAAUAGCUUCUGUUCUCAGAGAAGUGUUGCAACAUGCGAAAAUUCACUCGCGAACAACAAAUUCAGAUCAUUAAACAUUAUUUAGCAAGCAAGUUCAUUUUACAGUACACUCUCUUCUUGUUUCCAUAGAUUUUUCGUAGUUAUUCUGUUUAUAGAAACAAGUAUUAUUAACUGGCAAGGAAAUUCAAAGCGUCAAAAGAAGCAUGUUUAUGUA